ACCAAACACACACCUGCUCUCUCCUCUUCUUUAGUUUGCGUCGGCUGACCCGACUCGGCCCGGCAGCCCAUUUACCCCCGACCAUUUACGGAAAGUACAGGGACGAUAUAAAACUGGUGGGCCGGCAUGUGCUCGCGUCAGUGAGCUUUCGGCGUUGGAAGAUCGCGCGCCGAGUGUGUCGGGUACGGGCGAAUCAGGUUUGCGGUGAAUUUUGAACGGUAACGCAUCGAUAGACGGACACGCCAGUCCGAUAAAGCGGACAGCCAACUUGUUUCCCGUUCGUAUCGUUAAACAUGAACGGGGGAACGCGGUUAUUUCGUCUAACGUUUCUCCUCGCAGUCGCGGUCGGAGAAAUGUACGCCGACGAAAACAUAUCGGAUGCGAUACGAUCGUUACAGGAACAGGUAAACGCGCUUCUGGACCACAGGCAGCAGGAUUACAAUGCCCUGGAAGAAAGCUUGAAACGCACCAUGGAAAAAAAUACCGAGUUGUUCGUCCUAAAGAACGAGGUGAAACAACUCAGAAAAGAAGUGAACGCGCUUCGCGGUGGGAACGGGAACGAGGCGAAAAACGAGAGACUGCGAGUCAGAUGGUUGGGAAGCGCGGUGUCCGAGCUUCAGGGAGAAGUUGCCGAUGUUCUCCGAACUAGAAACGUCAGCGAGGAGCUGGCGGAGAGGUCCAGGAUGAAAGGCGAGCUCGCUUUGUUGAAGGGAGACAUCGCCGCAGUUGGUAGAGGAAUUCAAAAUCUUGGCGGUAGAAUCGCCAAGCACGAGGCUGCCCUGGGUACGAUUCGCGUCGAUAUCUCCGCAGUCACGGAACGCUUCAGCCUUCUGUCUCGCACCUGCGCCGACAUUGCUAGUCAGCUGAGCGCGGUUCAAAUCGAGGUGAAAUCUAUGGGAUGCGAGUCGUCGUCGACGUCGUCGUCGAUGGACACCGGCAAAGGAAAAGAUUCGCAUGGGGCAGGGACCCGGUGGUCGUACAGUUGGACCAAGGACCAGCGGAACAAGAUUCCGGAGGACUCGACGGACGCGGUCGCGGUACGCCGCCGAGUCUCCAGACGGCACGGUUAUUCCAGACGAAGCGAGGACCGGUUGAAAAACUUGGAGCGCAAAGUCUCUCUUCUGACGCAGAGGCGAGUCACGUUGCUGGACGCGAGGCGCGUCGCGUACGAGAAGGGCGAAUGGUUCACGAUCAAUCUGAGCAAACGGAUGAAAAGCUUGGAGAAGAAUCAAGUCGAUUUGUCGCGACGAAUCGCGGACGCGAACGAGAACACGAACGAGAACGCGAUCUCGAUUAAACGCAUCGGUGAGUCUGUCGGCUCGCGACUGACCGGCUCGUUGCGAACCCUCGAAGAGAUCGUCGAGACCAACAACUCCGCGAUCAAAGAAGAAUUGGCUCGGCUAGCCGUGAACGCUGCGCGAAAAGCGGCCGAGCUCUCGUUGACCCGGGAGGAAUUGAGCAACUUGCGACGCGCCGUGCAGGCGCUGAGCGUCAGCGCGUCGAAACUUCAGGAGAAGAGCGAUCGUCAGCGGGAAGCCGUGGACCGAUUGAAUCGUAGCUGUUUCAACGAAUUCACUCGGGGUGCGGCCGCUUCCGCCUCGCAGUCCGAAUCAAAGUCCGACUCACCGCCUCUGGUGAACGGUUCCGAACUCGAAAUUAAGCUAGAACCGAAACUCGAGCAGUUCGAAGACCGUUAUCAUCUGAUUGUCGACAAACUGCCAACCAGUUGUCAAGAACAGUCGGCCGAUCGCCCGGCCAAGGACGGACUCCGGCUCGUAGACGCGGGUCGGGGCCGCAAACCCAUUAUGGUUUAUUGUCGCGGCGGUUGGCUCGUCGUUGGACGCCGCGUCGACGGCACGCUCGAUUUCAAUCGCAGCUGGAACGAUUACUCUGUGGGUUUCGGCUCGCCGGUCGGCGAGUACUGGAUCGGCAACCAGAUCCUGCACGAGUUCACUCGAGACAAUUGCACGCGGCUUCGCGUCGACAUGCUGGACAUUUACGGUGAACGUUGGCGAGCCGAAUACGAGCUGUUCGCGAUUACUUCCGGAGAGACGGGUUACAGAUUGCUGAUCGACGGUUACACCGGCAACGCGACCGACGCGUUGUCCUACCAAAACGGAAUGCCGUUCAGCGCCAAGGAUCGCGACAUGGACGACAGCGCGGCACACUGCGCCGCAAACUACCACGGAGGAUGGUGGUUUAAUCGUUGCCAACACGCGAAUCUCAACGGCAAAUACUCGUUGGGCUUGACUUGGUUCCGCUCCGACACCGACCAGUGGAUGUCGAUCGCCACCUCGGAAAUGUCUGUGCGCAGGAAUUCGGACUGUCGCCGAUCGCGGUAGCUUCGCAACCACCAUUCCACGACCAUUUUCCCUAUACCAAAGACUACCCAUCGAUCGUGCUACAUCGCAUCGUAGGUGCGAUCGACCGGCACAGACUUGCUCGCGCUGAACCGUGCUCAACCGUGCUCAACCGUGCUCAACCGUGCUCAACCGCGCUCAACGUUUCUCGUUCGCCGGUCACACUCACUCGCCAACUCGAAUUUCAAUUCGACUC
This is a messenger RNA of Nomia melanderi (Alkali bee), 2556 nucleotides long. Its product is annotated as protein scabrous. NCBI's taxonomy places the organism in Eukaryota, Metazoa, Arthropoda, Insecta, Hymenoptera, Halictidae. The record is from RefSeq and is a predicted model, not a curated record.